ACUUAGUUUUAGAAAAUUGAAUUUAAUCAUCCAACAACAAACAAUUAUUUAUUUUAAUAAAUCUUUUACAAUGUAAAACUUUCUAUACACAAUGGUUAAUUAAUUGAAUUUUUUAUUAUUACUGUGUUUAACAUUGAAAUGAGUUAUGGAUAUACAUUGUGCUUCUUUAAAGACUAAUGACAUAUGUUCAGUGCUCCUUAAAGGGAGAUUUAUCGAAUUAAUUUCCAGAUUUUGAUUGGAGAUGAUAAAUUGGAUGGACCGGACUUGACUCAACAAUUGCUGGAAAAUGAUAAGAUUCUAAAUUGUGAAUUAACGAGACGAUCUUGGAUCCUAAACUCUACUUUAGGCAAUUUUCGGGUCAAUGAGGGCAACCUCUCUAUUUCACUGACCGAAUUUAUACGAAUUUGUUCUAGAGAAUGGUCGAAUCGGAAAGUGGCUGAACUUAAGACGAAGAAAAAGGAUGUCAAGAAUCAACUCUGGUAUUUGAUCAAAGCAACCAAAAUCGGAAAUUACGUGGGUUAUCAGAUCUAACGUAAUAAUGAUGACAGUUUUUAGCUACAGAUUGAUGCCAUUCAUUGUUGUUGGCUAAGUUUGAUGGACUUCAAAUGUCAUUCCUUGGUUAAAUCUCGACGCGUGCGUUUUGGGCAAUAAUACUUAUUUCAUUGAUCAAUCAAUGAAACCUUAUUUUGAUGAAAACAAUCUUAAUCCUAUUUAUUUGUUCAAGCAUUGUUACAUAACAUGUUAAACGGAAUGUGAAAUGGAAACCUUCUAUCAAUAUUAGAGAUGAAUUUCAUAGCUAAGAUUAACAUCUUUGGAUUAAUCUCCAUCACUGGCAACAGGUCUUAUGUAACCAAUGAGGCAAAGUGAUUUAAUCUAUUCAACCAAUGGCUUAUUUUUAAAGGGUGUUACACUUAACAGCCUGCAAAUUUUGAAGAUAAAAAUAAAAUUGAGCUUACUUUUAUCUUAAAAUUUGUUGAUAUUGAUGAAGAUGAACACAGAUAAUGAAUCGCCAGAGACAGGAAAUCAAAACCAAUUGGUCAAUGUCAUCAAUAUCAACAAAUUUUUUGAUUAAGGUAAGCUCAAUUUUAAUUCUUAUCUUCUAAAUUUGCAGGCUGUUAAGUGUAACACCCUUUAGAAAGCAAAUAUGGCAAGAAUGUUCUGGAAAAUUCCACAUAAAUACUAAUCAAUUCUCAGAUGGAUGAACUCAACCAGGAGAAAAACAACAAAAUAUUUGCUUCAAUGGAUUAACAAUAACUUCCUUCAUUCAUUACAAAAUCAUAUACUAUGGAAUUACAACAUACUCCGGAAUUAAUAAACUCUGGUCAUCCAAUUUCCGAAACUCUUCCACUCAUCUCUGGUUUUCCAUGGAAACUUAUUCUUCUUCUUGCAAGCUCACAUAUUUUCACCAAAACCCUUGGUCCAUGGCUUAUGUCAUCAAGAGAUUCAUAUGAUUUAAAACCUUUCCUCUUAAUUUAUAAUGGAAUCGUCUUUGGAGCCAAUGGAGCUGGUAUUAUGUUAGACCUGUGGGUAACCGAUUGGGCUCGAGUUUCAUUUGAUUGUACACCCAUUUCGUAUCAAAUUACCGAUCUUAAACCUUUCUUUACCAUUUACCUGGCAUACAUCUUUUUCUGGCUUCAUAUUGGUGAAAUGGUUCCUCGAGUGGUUGCCACUUUAAUGAAAAAAAAGGUCCAAUGGGAUACUUUUGAUACAAUUACUGAGCUUUUCUUCAUUUUCACUAUUUAUUAUGGAAUCAAAUACUAUCCAGGAAAAGCAUCAUCAUUUCUCACCUUAGUUACCCUCAUUUUUGGCUUGUUUGACUAUGCAAUGCGUGUUUGUGCUUCUGCAGGACCACCAACUGUGGAUAUUGACUAUUGGCAAAAGACUUUCGCCUUUUUCAAAUUUCUUCACUCACUUUCCAUCCUGAUUCAUGGUUAUAUUUUAUUUUUUACUCCUUCUUGUUCCAACAUCACAACACUUUCUCUAUUAGAAAUAAUGGCUUCAACUUUCAAUCUUAUCAAUACUUAUCGUAAUGGAUCAACUGCAUGGUCUAAGGCUAAAUGUCUCAAAUUUGAUUAAACCAUUGUGAAUUAAUUGUCACAAUGGCGUUCCUAUCUGUCUUAUGUGACAGUUAAGAUAAUUGACUCAAAUUGGGUCUUGACGUUUUGUAUUAUUUUUAUAUUUUGUUACUUUCAAUGUUUACUUUCAAUUAAUGUGUUCAAACUGCACAUUAAUGUAAUCAAGAAAAAAAUUCAAGUUCACAUAUUUAUACUUUUUUUAUCAAAAUAAACUCGAAAGAUACGA
Messenger RNA from Tetranychus urticae (two-spotted spider mite), 2301 nucleotides. Lineage: Eukaryota; Metazoa; Arthropoda; Arachnida; Trombidiformes; Tetranychidae. The record is from RefSeq and is a predicted model, not a curated record.